This is a messenger RNA of Elephantulus edwardii (Cape elephant shrew), 4824 nucleotides long. RefSeq names its product coiled-coil domain containing 180 (gene CCDC180). The record is from RefSeq and is a predicted model, not a curated record. Lineage: Eukaryota; Metazoa; Chordata; Mammalia; Macroscelidea; Macroscelididae. The transcript has 36 exons. Bases 1 to 4824 code for a protein of 1607 amino acids.
AUGGCUUCCAGGCAGGAGCGAAGGAGCCGGCCCGCUGAGAUGUCUCCAGUGGGGAGAGUGACCCAGGUUCAGAAUGGGAAAGUCUACCAGCAGAUCUUCCAGGCUCAGGUGCAGCUGGUCCAUUCCCUGGUAGCCAGCAAGAAUCGGAAAGUGGAGGACUAUGUGAACCCGCAGGGCACCAAGUUGCCCUUGAUGAAGAAGGUGGAGAUGCCUGAAGGGGAGAUGUUGUCCUCUCGGCAGCAGAAGUGGGUGCACAGCCUGCCCAAUGACUGGGUCACGGAAAACCCUGUGCUCUACAGGGAAAAGGAAAUAGCCAAGAAGGAAAGGUCACGAGAGAGUGAGAGCACCAUCGCUGCCCGGGAAGUCCGGGGCCUCAUGGACACCAUUGUUCCCGAGAAGACAGCCAGCACCAUUUCCUUUCAACUACAAAGAGAACAGAAGAGGGAGAAUUUUGAGAGUGCUUUGGCGAACUUUCAGGAAGAGAUCCAGCAGAUUGGGAUGGAAAUGGAACCUCUCAUCUUGGAGUCAGGAACACACCUUUUGGAGAAACUGGCUGAGUGUGAUGAAGACAUUGACCACCUCUUCACAAAGGUGGAAUCAGAUCCCACCCUUCAGGAGUACAGCAUCCAGACUCUGAGGCAAGUGCACGAUAAGGUGACCAAGAAGUGCUUGCUCCGGAAGCAGUGGAUUCAAGAGCUGGAUGAAACUCUGCACUCCCUUGAGUUCUUGAGGACCAAUAAACUUAAAGAUCUAUUCAAGAAGUAUAUGGAAGUCAUACAGAAAACUCACUACCUCAUGCAGCCUGAUGUGCACAGAUUGAUAAAUAAAGAAGCUAUGAUCAUAAACCAGGCCCUGCUGGGCAACCGGAGAGCCAUCGCCCAGCUGUUCCUCAACCUGACAGAGGCCACCCUGAAGCAAGAAGUCAGCAACCACCACCGCUGGCAGGACUUGCUAGAUGCUUGGAAGAGUCUCAAGAAGGAUGCUCUGAUGCAGAGUUUCAGUGAGUUCAUGGCCAGUGAGAAGAUCCAGUCUCCUCCAGCUGUGAAGAAGGAACUAGAUGCCAUGUUGAAAACCCAGAAAUCCUUUCAGAUGAAGCGGCUGAGGCAUCUCUACAAGUUCUGUGAACUUCUGCCCCCCACUUACAGCCAAGACCAGCUGACUGAAUGGUAUUCUGUUCUCAUCGACCUAAAUAAGGAACUAGACGCCUACCACGUGGACUGCGUGGUGCGCAUCCGCCUGCAGUAUGAGAAGACCUGGCAGGAGUGCCUGGCCCAGGUGCAGAAGUGUAAGAAUGAGCUUCUGGAGUGGAAAGCCUUCACCGAGGAGGAAGCAGGGAAGCUGAUGAGCCGGUCCUUCCAGAUGGUGGGUGUGCUGCAGAGCAAGACAGAGGAGGAGCUGGAUCUCAUGGAUAAAUCCUUCGAGGUCCUGGCAAAGCGGACGGAGUGGCAGAGCCGGGAUCUUUACACAUACUUCCAAAAAGCUGUGAAGCUGUGGGAGGCCCACCAGGGAACGCUGUCCGUGCAGGAGCUCGACCUGGAGAAGAGAUUGCAGCAGCAUCAGGAGAAGCAGAACCAGGAGAACCAGGCCCAGGAGGCCAACCUGAAUAGGAUUUUGGACCAACUGAGGCAGCAAAGCAGUGAGCAAACACUGAGGAAUCACCUGGAAAUUGCGCUAGAUUUUCUGAAGAACAUGAAAUUAAGGUACGAAAGUUUUCAUGAUAUCCUGACAAAAGAAGUGAUGAUGUACCCGGUGAUGAUACUGAAAGAGCUUAAUGCCUACAGCUACACUGUCAGCCAGUAUUUUUUUGUUCGGGAAAUCUUUGAACAGACCAUGGAUGGGGAAGCCUUUUUAAGACGCAGGGAACCAGAAGCCCACGAGAAGGACUCUCUGAAGAGAAUUCUCAAGCUGAGGAAGCAAGAAGCUACUGAUGAAGUGAAUAAAGAGGAGGAAAGUGUAAGCAGUGGGACAAGAACCCCCAGGCCAGAAGAAGAGCUGGAAGUUAAGGAAAUCAAGCCUUUCGUGAGUGAAGAAAUGCUGAUCCAGCAAGCCAAGUUGACUCUGUUUGAUGGCAUGGGUGAGCACAGAGAGAAUUAUGUCCGUGAGUCAGAGGAAACAGAAAGAGAUGACUCCUCAAAACUCUCCCUAACUAAGGAAAAUGUGAUGACUGAAGGAGAGGUGAGGGAGGGGCUGAAGGAGGAGGAAGAAGAAGAGGAAGAGGGGGAGGAGGAAGCAGAGGAGGAGGAGGAAGAAAAAGAAGACAUGAGUACAUCUGUGGAAGAGGCUGAAUCCAUGGAAGAGAGUUGGGGAGCCAUCUCCAACGAGGACAUGGAAUUCUUCACGACUUCCAGUGGCAACACCUAUUUUGUCUUCCUGUCCCUGGAAGAACAGGACUGUUUCAGGAGGACCCAUUCCAGCCUCUCAUCCAUACUCACUAAGGACAUUUCUGACACCAAGUUCCUACAACACGUCCUUAUUCCAUGUCAUACACUUUCAGAAAUUAAGAAGCAGCUUCGGGUUGGCUUUUUCAACCACCUCGAGAAAUGGUUUGACCAGUGCACCAUCAAUACCCAAGUCAUUGUGGCCACCAAGAUUGAGAACCUGAGGUCAGAACUGGAACUGCGUCUGCAUCUGCUCCAGCCCAGAGCCCAGAACAUUGAAAGAGACAUCCACAACGUCAGGGCAGCUGAGCUCCUGCUUCAUCAAGAGCAUUUAGACAGUCACUGUGCUGGGGUGGUCGAGAUGCUAAGGAAGGAGAGGAUGAUGUUCCACCAGUUCCAAGAGGAGCAGUUCGUGAGGAGCAGACACUUUGAGCGCAAGAUUUACGACAUAGAGUACACCUUCUUGAAUGCCACCAAGAAUCACAAGCUGAUCACUCUCUCCAACACAUUGCACAAGGAGCUGCUCAGCUACGUGGACGUCAUGCAAGUGUCCCUGCGCAGCUUCCGGCAGUACUUGGAGCAGAGUCUGGGCAAGCUCCACUAUACCAACAUCGAGUUCCUCAAGCACUGCAGGUUGUUUUCAGAGGGAGGCAACUUUUCUGAGGAAGAAGUCAGCUCCCUGUCUAAUAGACUGGAGAAGGAAGCAGCCCGGAUAGAAUCUGUUGAAAGUCUAAUCAUGAUCAAAAUGGAAAAGAUGGAGAGCAAGUACCUGGACCAGGCCCAUGAGAUCUUCAAUAAGUUUGAAAGUAAAUUUCAUAAUCUGUCAAUGGACCUCAUUUUCCUAGAGAAAAUCCAUCGGAUACUGACAAAUCUGCAAGUAAACAUAAAGAGCGAGGUGGCAAAAUCCAAUUUGCAAGCAGAUGAACUAAAUUCUUCUCUGGAGCAACUUAAAAGCAAGAUAGAAAUUUGUAACAGCUCAAAAGAGAAAAAUGCAGUGACUACAAGUGCCCUCCUCAGCUUGGUCCGAAGUUGGAUCACCAAAGUGAACCAGAGGAUCCGGUACCUCAACUGCACAUCAGAAGUCGUGUCUGUGACUCAAGUGAUCAAUACCGACCAACUCAUUAUUGACACAGAGGUGGAGAGUGACAUCUUGGUAUCAUCAGAAGUCCUUGAAGAAGAUGCCAAAUUGGACCUGGUCACCCCCGAGUCCUUUGCCCAGCCAUGCCGCAUGGGAAAGUCUAUGGUUGAAGAUCCGGUGAUAGAAGUGGUCAAGAGGAUCCUGCAACAUCCCGAAUCAAAAGGCUACUCCUCUGAAAAAGAUCGGUCACAGAUAAUCCUCGGUCUCCAGUGCACUGACCUGCUUUGGUCUUACAGCUUCACCCGGUUCUCUAAACACAGUCGGAUGGAUAAGUUCCACCAGGUACUUGGGGAGAAGCCACCUCCUCUGGCUAAGCAUUUUAGAGGAAUCAUCCUGACCCUUCUCUGGAAUAGCAAUGAUAAGCUGUUGACCAUCAUCGAGGACUUCUACCGCAAAGAGAAGCACCCAGUCACUAAGCCUGACUGUAUGUAUGAAACCUCUGACCAGUGUGCAGACAGCAUCACCAAGAAGAUCCUGGACUACCUGGCCCAGACAGACGAGUACCACAACUCCUGCCUCAUUGAAUUACGGGUUCAGCUGAGGAGAUUCGAGGAGCUGCUGCCUCAGGUCUGUUGGCUGGUGACAGAGAACUUCAAGGAGCACCACUGGGAGAAGUUUUCCACCUCCAUCAGUGAGCUCUGGGGACAGUUCAAGGAGCAGCUGAAGCAGCUGGAGAAAGCGAAGGAUGAAAAUGCCCAGAAGCUCAGUCCACAUCUUGGACACCCAGCCAACUUCCAAGAAAUGGAAACAUUGUGCCAGCUGGAAGAGAAGAGACAGGAGGAGUUGGGUUGUGUGAUCGAGGAAAACAGAGAGAAGUUAGAGGAACUUUCCAGGAAAUAUGGCCGGGUUUUCAUAAUCUCUUUGGCCAACUUCACAGAGAAAUUCCUGCUGCAGUUGGAUGAAGUGGUCACUGUUGAUGACAUUCAGGUUCCAAGGAUGGAGCCUCCCAAGCAGAAAAUGUCAAUCUUUAUUCGGAAGAAACUCACUGGGCUGCCGCUGGAGGAAGAGCGAGAGAAACCCCUGAUCGAACGGGGCAGCAGGAAGUGGCCAGGUAUCAAGCCCACUGAACUCACCAUCCAAAACAAGAUCCUCCUCAAGAAAACGACAUCCACAACCACUAUCAAGACCACCCUGGGCCACCUGGCAGCCGUGGAAGCCCGGGAUGCUGUUUACCUGAAAUAUUUAGCCCUAUUCGAUGAGGAGACGAAGAAGAUCCAGAAUAAUCACACACUGCAGGUGAAACAGGCUCAGCACUGGAAGGACAACUGGAAACGAUCCGUGUGCACCAUCCAGGGCCUGUAUUUUUGA